CUCACUUCUGCUUUCGAUAGCUGCUUUUCGAUAGCGUGUAUAAAAGCAGAGCCAUCAUCACCACCAACAACAUCACCAACAACACCAUCAUCAUCAUCAUGAUGAUGACUUCAGAGUUUGUGAACGUGGCUCUGCUGCUCUCACUGUGUGUGUGUCUCACUCUCAGCAUGACUGUCAAACACGACCUGGUGGAGGUUAAGUCUGAGGUCGGAAAGGACUCCAUCCUGCCCUGUCCCGCAGUUUUUAAACCAGGGGUGGAAUACUUAUCACUCACAUGGUACAAGGCGAUAGAUCCUCCCUCGUCCCGUCUCAGCGGCCUCCUGACCCGAGACCUCCCGAACGGCACGACGAGCUACUACCUGGGCAUGGAGCGAGAGAUGGAGCUGGUGGAAGACUCCCCGGACGUCUUCAUGCCCAACGUGACCUGCGCCGACCGUGGCGUGUACACCUGUCACCUGGCGGCACCCGUGGGAGAGCAGAACAGGGAGAGGCAGGUCGUCCUCAGCGUGGCAGAUUGUUCUGAUGAGUCGUCGGAAACCCUGAUGAAAGACGCUUACAUGGUGGUUGCCGCCACGCUGCUGCUGAUCUUUGCACUCAUUAUUUUCAAGAUAAGCUAUGUUUGUUUGACGAACAUCCUCGGAGAACGAAACGAUACGACGACGACGACGAAGAAGGAAACUUUAUUGGACGCUAAGCUCAAACCGCUCGGAAAGAAAGACCUCAUGUCGAUUCAGACUCUGGGUGCCAAACCGUCGAAAACCUCCACGAAGAAACUCAGCUGUGUUUGAAGAGAAGGUCUGCGCUGGAGUUUCUUCUUCAUUAGAAACAAUCACAAAAACCUCAAAAGAGUUCUCAAACAUGUAGAGUUUUGACUUAAUUUAUGUGCAAUUGAUUCAAAGGAAGGCUGAAGUUUAACCAGUUAUAAAAUAGAAUUGACCCUUUAUGCCUCUAACUCUAAAAAGUGUUUAAAAACUCAACUUCACCUCGGAAAAUAUGGAAAUCAAAUCUGGACACAGGAGGGGGAUGUUCCUCCUCGGACUCUCGGGCGCCUUAGAGAUCUGACACUGAACUAGACGACUCCUGUACGGCGAUCUGAAACAUGGCAGCCGUGGCGUUAUGAAGCAUUACAGUUAGCAAGUUGGCGUCGGUUGGAGAGUUUUCAGGAGAGCUGAAAACAACACACUCAGGGGGAGUUUGACUUCACAGAGUCGUUACUCCAGGGUGCAUUUUUUAUUUGUUAUUUAUUUAACCAGGAUCGUCCCAUUGACAUUAAGAACCUCCUUUUCAAGACCUGACCGAGACGGGCAGCAAACACCCAAAGCUACAGGAGACAUCUUUCAUAGUUGCUAAUGUAAUGCAAUAUUCAGGAUGUAGCAUAUUGAGCCUCUAAGCUCCGCCUUCUGACCAAUCAGAAGAUGGAACUCUGUGCCAUGAUCGUUAGAGUCCGCAGACUUUAGCCCUUUAUACAUUGCGUCUCUUUGCCUUUGAGCUUUCACAUUGAAUCUACGUCGGUAUGACAUCACUGCAGACGUUUAACAGCGAUGCAGUUUCUCUCCUCUUACUCGUCUGUGUCUACCUCUAAAUAACUCCGCCCCCGUCAUUACGCCUCCAGGACAUAAAUAUUAACAGCGAGGCGUCAAAAUCCCAUCGUGAAGAGGCAAUGUGAAAGGGGCUAUUUGAAGAAAGAGGAGGGAGGAGUUUAUGGAGAAAAGCUCGUCUGUCGUCCUGUUGA
Messenger RNA from Labrus mixtus (cuckoo wrasse), 1732 nucleotides. RefSeq lists its product as uncharacterized. Lineage: Eukaryota; Metazoa; Chordata; Actinopteri; Labriformes; Labridae. The transcript is spliced from 5 exons. The coding region runs from base 99 to 788 and encodes 229 amino acids. The record is from RefSeq and is a predicted model, not a curated record.